GGAGCGUUUAUCAUCAGACACUAGGCAACGAGCAGAGAAGGGGGGUGGUGGUGCCUUCGCGCUGUGUCGUCCUACACAGGCAGCGGCAGAUCGAGACGCCGUCUCCGUUGCAAGGUAGACGGAGGGGAAGGCAGUAAGUUGCUGCUGCCGCCGCCGCCGCCGAGCGACACUCGGCCAGCCCUUGCGAGAUGAGGAAUCUGCUAAUGACUUGAAAUAAAAGGAAGCAUGGCUCAGUUUCCAACAGCUUUUGCGGGGGGCCUGGAUAUCUGUGCCAUUACAGUGGAAGAAAGAGCUAAGCAUGACCAGCAGUUUCUUAGCAUUAAACCAACUGGUGGAAUGAUUACUGGUGAUCAGGCGCGAAAUUUCUUUCUUCAGUCUGGAUUGCCUCCACCUGUUCUUGCACAGAUAUGGGCUUUGGCUGACAUGAAUAAUGACGGAAAGAUGGAUCAAAUGGAGUUCUCUAUAGCCAUGAAAUUGAUCAAGCUAAAACUACAGGGUCAUCAGCUUCCCUCGUCACUGCCUCCCAUCAUGAAACAAGUACCAAUGGCUGUUCCAACACCAGCAUUUGGUAUAGCCAGUGUUCCAGCUUUGUCCUCCAUGGGUUCAGUAGCACCUUUGUCAAUGGCGCCCAUGCCAGUUGUGGGGAUGUCACCACCACUGGUUUCUUCUGUUCCUGCAGUUGGAGUCCCUGCGCUAGCCAAUGGGACACCUUCGAUGGUGCAGCCUAUAGCUGCCUUUGCUCAUCCGGGAGCCACAUUGCCAAAGAGUUCUUCUUUCAGUCGUUCGGUAUCAGCGUGUCAAACAAAUGGAACAAAACUACAAAAAGCACAGUCAUUCGAUAUGGGAAAUGUAAAUGUGCCACCCACUCCUGCUACUGUAGAAUGGGCUGUUCCUCAAUCAUCCAGAUUGAAAUACAGACAGCUCUUCAACAGUCAUGAUAAGACAAUGAGUGGACAUUUAACAGGUCCACAAGCAAGAACGAUUUUAAUGCAAUCCAGUUUACCACAGGCUCAAUUAGCAUCUAUCUGGAAUCUUUCUGAUAUAGAUCAAGAUGGAAAACUUACAGCAGAAGAAUUCAUUCUUGCAAUGCACUUAAUUGAUAUGGCCAUGUCUGGGCAACCAUUGCCUCCUGUCCUGACUCGAGAAUUGAUCCCACCUACAUUCAGAAGAGGCAGGUCAGGUAGUGGAAAAUCUCUGGGAGGCUCCUUGUCGAUUGAUCAAAGGGUACCUGAAGAACCACAAGAGGAGGAAUCUGAAAAGAAGUUGCCUGUUACAUUUGAGGACAAGAAACGUGAGAAUUUUGAGCGAGGGAACCUCGAACUUGAAAAACGACGUCAAAUUCUUCUGGAGCAGCAGCGAAAAGAACAAGAGCGAUUUGCCCAGUUGGAGCGAGCAGAGCAAGAACGUAAAGAGCGAGAGCGUCAAGAGCAAGAGAGGAAAAGACAGAUGGAGUUAGAAAAACAGCUGGAAAAACAAAGGGAGUUCGAACGGCAGAGGGAAGAAGAGAGAAGAAAAGAAAUAGAAAGACGUGAGGCAGCAAAACGUGAACUAGAAAGGCAGCGCCAACUAGAAUGGGAGCGGAAUCGUCGACAGGAACUCUUGAACCAACGAAACAAAGAACAAGAAGAAAUUGUUGCUUUAAAAGCAAGGAAAAAGACCUUAGAAUUUGAACUUGAAGCCCUUAAUGAUAAAAAGAAUCAGUUGGAAGGCAAGCUUCAAGACAUCCGGUUUCGUGUUUCUACUCAGAGACACGAAAUUGAGCAUACAAAUCAGACAAGGGAAUUGAGGAUUUCAGAAAUUACACAUCUCCAGCAACAAUUACAGGAGUUUCAACAGAUGCUCAGUCUACUGAUUCCGGAAAAACAGGCUCUAAAUGAUAAAUUGAAACAGGUCCAACAGAACAACAUACAUAGAGACAGUAUUCUUGCUGUCAAAAAAUCAUUGGAAAGCAAAGAGUUGACGAGACAACGCCUUCGUGACCAACUUGAUGAAGUUGAGAAAGAAACCAGAGCAAAGCUUCAGGAGAUAGAUAUCUUCAAUAAUCAGCUGAAGGAACUAAGGGAAAUGCAUAACAAGCAACAACUACAGCAACAGAAAGAAGCUGAAAUGGAAAUGCAAAAGCAGAAGGACCAAGAGCGGCGGACACAAGAACUGGAAAGACAGCAUGAGAAAGAAGCUGCUCAGAGAUCUGCACAGGAACGUGACAAACUUUGGCAGGAGCAAGUGCAAAAAGAUGAAGAAGAACGGCUAAGAAGCCUCCAGCAAGAGGAGAAUCGAAGGCGGGAGGAAUUGCUUCAAAAGCAAGAAACAGAAGAAAAAAGCAAGCAAGAUGUAUUUAACAAAAUGUUUCAACAGCACCUGGAGCCAUCAAAGAAACAGUCUCCGAGUGGAUGGCAGACACCAGAAAAGUCUACUUCUGUAAAUACUGAUCAAGAUGGUGUGAAAGUUGUAUAUUAUAAAGCGUUGUAUCCUUUUGAAGCUAGGAGCCACGAUGAACUUACCAUUCACCCUGGGAAUAUCAUAAUGGUGGAUGAAAGUCAGACUGGAGAACCUGGAUGGCUUGGAGGUGAAUUGAAAGGAAAAACUGGAUGGUUUCCUGCCAAUUAUGCGGAGAAGAUUCUGGAGAGUGAAUUGCCACCCACUUUACAACAAGGAACAAGACUUACUGCAAAGAUUGCUCCUCAUACUGUGGUUUCUGGUGUUGCACAACCGAUAACUGAGACUGCCACAUCCUCCAACUGGGCAGAUUUUAGCUCUACGUGGCCCACAACAGGCACCGACAAACCAGAGAAUGACAAUUGGGAUGCUUGGGCAAUGCAGCCCUCACUUACUGUCCCUAGUGCAGGUCAGCCACGUCAGCGGUCAGCCUUCACCCCUGCUACCGUGUCUGGAUCAUCUCCAUCACCCGUGUUGGGCCAGGGAGAGAAGGUCGAAGGGCUACAAGCUCAAGCUUUAUAUCCUUGGCGAGCAAAAAAGGACAAUCACCUCAACUUCAAUAAAAAUGACAUCAUCACUGUUCUGGAGCAACAAGAUAUGUGGUGGUUUGGAGAAGUUCAUGGACAAAAGGGCUGGUUCCCCAAAUCCUAUGUGAAGCUUAUUUCAGGACCUGUAAGGAAAUCUGUAAGUGUGGAUUCUACUUCAGAAAGCCCGCCCAGCCUGAAGAGAAUGAGCACCCCACCAUCAAAAUUCAUUGCUUCACAGGGAGAUGCACAGUGCAGGGAGGAGGCUCCUCCGCCUCGACCUCCCUCUCUCCCAAGGAAAGAUUCCAACUUGAGGGUGCCUUGUGCUUCAGAGACACUCUCUGCUGCUUCGAGUGGAGAAGAAUUUGUGGCUAUGUACACGUAUGAAAGUAAUGAGCCUGGAGACUUGACUUAUCAGCAAGGAGAUGUGAUUCUUGUGACAAAGAAAGACGGUGAUUGGUGGACAGGUGUUGUAGGGGAAAAGGUGGGCGUUUUCCCAUCUAACUACGUCAGACCAAAGGAUUCUGAGGGACCUGGACAAACGGGAAAAGGUGGAAGCCUUGGAAGAAAACCAGAAAUUGCACAGGUUAUAGCUCCUUACACAGCAACUGGAGCUGAACAACUUACACUAGCACCUGGUCAGCUAAUCCUCAUCCGCAAGAGGAAUGCUGGUGGAUGGUGGGAAGGAGAACUUCAGGCGCGAGGUAAGAAGCGGCAAAUUGGAUGGUUCCCUGCCAAUUAUGUGAAACUUCUGAGUCCUGGAACAAGUAAAAGUACUCCAACUGAAGCUGCAAAGCUCCCUGUAGCAACAAAUGUCUUGUUCCAAGUGAUUGGAAUGUACGACUAUAUUGCACAGAAUGAUGACGAACUUGCGUUUACCAAAGGACAGAUCAUUGGUGUUCUUAACAAGGACGAUCCUGAUUGGUGGAAAGGGGAGCUCAAUGGCGUCACAGGUCUCUUCCCAUCCAACUACGUGAAGCUAACAACAGACAUGGACCCAAGCCAGCAAUGGUGUGCUGACUUGCAUUUAUUGGAUAUGCUAACGCCAUCCGAGCGGAAGCGGCAGGGUUACAUCCAUGAGCUCAUCGUGACAGAGGAAAACUACGUGAGUGAUCUGCAGCUUGUCACUGAGGUCUUUCAGAAGCCAUUAUUUGAGUCUGAUCUGUUGACGGAGAAAGAGGUGACCAUGAUCUUCGUCAACUGGAAAGAGCUCAUCAUGUGCAAUAUCAAAUUGCUGAAGGCACUGCGAGUAAGGAAGAAGAUGUCAGGGGAGAGGAUGCCAGUAAAAAUGAUUGGGGACAUUUUAACUGCACAGUUGCCUCACAUGCAGCCCUACAUCCGAUUCUGCAGCUGCCAGCUUAACGGAGCAGCUCUCAUCCAGCAAAAGACCGACGAGAUUGUCGAAUUUAAGGAAUUUGUCAAAAGACUAGCGAUGGACCCACAAUGUAAAGGAAUGCCACUGUCAAGUUUUCUACUAAAGCCUAUGCAAAGAGUAACACGCUAUCCUUUAAUAAUAAAAAAUAUCCUGGAAAACACUCCAGAAAAUCAUCCUGAUUUCAGCCACUUGAAGCAGGCUCUUGAAAAGGCCGAAGAGUUGUGUUCGCAGGUGAAUGAGGGCGUACGGGAAAAGGAAAACUCGGACAGGCUAGAGUGGAUUCAAACACAUGUGCAAUGUGAAGGUUUAUCUGAGCAACUUGUUUUUAAUUCCGUCACAAACUGCUUGGGUCCUCGGAAAUUCCUGCACAGUGGUAAACUUUACAAAGCCAAGAGUAACAAGGAGCUUUAUGGAUUCUUGUUCAAUGACUUCCUGCUACUGACGCAGAUCAUUAAACCACUAGGUUCCUCAGGGACCGACAAAGUCUUCAGCCCCAAGUCUAACCUGCAGUACAAAAUGUACAAGACACCUAUCUUUCUGAAUGAAGUGUUGGUGAAGUUACCAACUGACCCUUCCGGUGAUGAGCCAAUUUUCCACAUCUCCCACAUCGACAGAGUGUACACGCUUCGUGCUGAAAGCAUCAAUGAAAGAACUGCUUGGGUACAAAAAAUUAAAGCUGCUUCAGAACUGUAUAUAGAGACGGAAAAGAAAAAGCGGGAAAAGGCUUACUUGGUUCGCUCCCAAAGGGCUACAGGCAUUGGCAGGCUGAUGGUAAACAUAGUUGAAGGUAUAGAACUGAAAGCAUGUAGAUCCAAUGGUAAAAGUAAUCCUUACUGUGAAGUGACCAUGGGUUCUCAGUGCCACAUCACCAAAACCAUUCAAGACACUCUGAAUCCCAAAUGGAAUUCUAAUUGUCAGUUCUUCAUCAAAGACCUGGAACAGGAUGUACUUUGCAUCACUGUAUUUGAGCGUGACCAGUUCUCACCAGAUGAUUUUCUGGGCCGCACAGAAAUUCGCGUGGCAGAUAUCAAAAAAGAUCAGGGCUCCAAAGGUCCUGUUACAAAGCGCCUCCUGCUUCAUGAAGUCCCUACUGGUGAGAUAGUGGUACGGCUGGAUUUGCAGCUCUUUGAUGAAACUUAAGGGUAAUAUAUGUAUUUCUGUACAUUGAAAAGCCACUAAUAAUGACUGAAUCAAAUACCUGCAGGAGCUAGGACCGCUGAAAACUUCCAAUGUGCAGAAUACACAGAGCAUACUUUGUUUACUGUUUUGUAUUCAUAGAGAAAUGUGAAAUUAGAGUUUGUAGAUACCACCUUCAUUUGUCAGUGCAAAGCUUUCACAUAUCUACAUUCCACUUCCAGUUUUUCAGACCAUAGUUGACACAGGGCUUGUCUUUCCAAACGCUGACCGGUGGGUCUGAAUGGAACUGAUUCCAUUGUGUGGUAAAAGUUUGCACAAUUUUUUUAGGGGAUAUCACAGAAACCACUUUUUGGUGGCUGCCUUUGAUGAGAGGAGUGAAACAUACCCUCUGGGUUCACUUCAUUAAAUAAAGUUCGUCACUUUCCUCUGUGCACUUGCUUAUAAUGUUUUAGGAGCAGCGAUUCGAAAAUAAGGUGCCAAGAUAGAAUGUCAUAAAUUAUUAUAAAUCACUUUAGAAGAACUGUUCAUAACAAAUAUCCAAGUGCGGAUUUGACUAAGAUGGAACAUAUAAAGAGGAGGUUCCUGAUUUGCUGAUUGUCUUGAGAAUAAUGUAAACUUGUUUAUUGUGUUAGAAUUUAAUAUACUUUUGUAAGUCUCUCUCUCUCCCCCUCAUCCACUCUCCCUCUCUAUCUCUUGCUCUGUCUCUCUCUCUCUCUUUAUCUCCAUCAUUCUCUCUCUGCCUCUUUAUCUCUUUGUGAGAGAGAGAGAGUCUCUUUAGAAAUUGAAGGCCUGAACUUCCACCUCUGACCUUUCUAAUGGACUGUUCAGAGGACAGGUUUCUCCUUAGACUAUGAAGCACCAAAGAGGGAUGAGACAAGGAGGGACAUUGAUGAUCUACCUGUAACCUUAGCUGAUUUAAUGUACGGUCCAAUUAUACACUGGAAACUUUUUUUUGCAAGUAAGAAUUACUGUAUUAGCUUGUUUGUUGCUGCUGAACAGUUUUCAUAUUAUGUAUAUGUUAAUGAACUGUGAAAUUUGGCAAAAAGCCCACUUCAAGCUGCCAUUGUUUUUAUUCACUGUUGUAUUUAAACUAUGAACAACCUGUCAUUUAAACAAAAGCCUUGAAAUGGAUUGACUCUUCAAAGUCUGCAGAAUCAGGUCUUAAGAUCAUCCUUAAAACAUUUCACAAAGUUGCCUGAAAUCAGUAUGUUUGAUUUCACCAUACAAAUUAUAAUCUAAGCACGUCACUUACUUGAGCUCUUAAGUAAUGAAAUAUGACACUAAUUCUUAGAUUAGAGAAUAUGAUACUAAUUCUUAGAUUAUGUGUUCAGUGAACGAUAUGUUAGAAUUAAAAGCUCUGUUGGAACAUGAUAUUUUUCAUGCAAGCAUUAAAACAGAAGAAUACACACAAACUACAUUUUAGGAUUCAUUUAAAAUCGAAAAUUUAGGCUGAUUAGUUUUCAUGUCACUAUAUGUAUAUAGGGAAGUCUUCACUUAAUAAUCCAGAUUACUGUUUCUUUUUACAUUUACAUUUUUAUCAGAUUUUAUAUGUUAAGUGUAUUACUGGCUGAAACCCCCUUUUUAAAAAUAAAACAGAAUACACAACCCAGGAGGCGUCCAUUCUGUGUUGCUUUAAAACAGGUGCUGAAAUUAAUUCUUGCUGUAUUUUUAGGGUUAGGGCAACAAUGUUUUUAGAUGCAAGGUCAAACUUUUUAAAAAUAAGAUUAGCAACAGUCCCAAUAUUAGCAAGGACUACUAACCAUUUGCUGGUAAAUUUGCGUUUGGAAAGUCAAAUUUGUUCUGGGGAACUAGGUAUAUGUUUUUGGAACUACUCGUUACAAUCCAGUGGCUUCAAAAUUCUUUACUGUUGCUUAAUUAGCUUUAUUUGUGAACUUGUACCGGUGCUGGAUUCUGGUAUUACUUUUCCCAUUGCUUCUGUGUGUACGAGAGAUUACAAUUCACAGUGUAAAAUAUGACAAUCGUGUGGCUCUCUGAAUUUAGAAACUAAAGCAUUUUAGUUGGAGGAAAUGAACCAGAUCCUUUCUAAAUUAUUAAUGUUAUGAAUAACUAGCAAGCUAAGUCUGAGCUGAUAAUUUACUAGAUAACGAUAAAAACUAUCUUAACAUUAAAGGAUUUAUAAUGUGUUGAUUCUGGCAAUGAAAGGGUUAUCCAAUGGGUAGCGAUUGAAGGCUUGUUGGAAUUCAGAAGAAUGAGGAGGGAUCUCAUUGAAACCUAUCGAAUGUUGAAAGGCCUAAAUAGAGUGGAUGUAAAGAGGAUGUUUUCUUCGGUGGGUGUGCGCAGCCUCAGAAUAGAGGGACAUCCAUUUAAAACAAAGAUGAGAUGGAAUUUCUUUAGCCAGAGGGUGGUGAAUUGUGGAAUUCAUCUGAGGCAGCCAGGUCACUGGAGGUGUUCAUGGAGGAGGUAGAUAGAUUCUUCAUUAGUCAGGGCAUGAAAGGUUAUUAGGAGAAGGCGGGAGAAUGGGGUUGAGAAAAAAGUGGAUCAGCCGUACCGAAUUGGCGGAGCAGACUCAAUGGCUGAAUGGUCUAAUUAUACUUCUGUGUUUUAUGGACUUUUCACAAAUUUACAAAAAAAAAGAUGCUUGCACUGUAGUGCCCUUAUGGUAAUAAGGUAUUAGUUUCCACUGGUUUACUGUUGUGGGAUUUGGAUGUUGUUCCUGUCGGCUACUAGAUCAUUUACUCCAUUAGUAAUGAUGGAUUGUGCAAAAGAAUUCACUCGCCUCCUAAUGUUUUACACACAGUCAGUUCUAAAAUCAUUGUUUCAAGAUUGAUAAAUGGGAAAAAUUAUGCCUAAUACCCAAUCGGUCUGAAUUAUUUCUUUAACUACUGUAAAAUGCUGAAUGGUAAAUGUGCAAACUUCUCGCAUGGUCGAUGUUGGGAUUAAUUUGAACAAGUCCCUUUUGACUUAGUCCUAUUUUACAGAUUCCAUGGUCUUGUUGAACCUCAUUGAAAACAUUAACAGUGGAUUUGGUGUCAUACAAAAUUGCAAGAAACAUAGAUAUAGAAACCUUUCCCCAUAUAAGACUAGAUAACAUAGGUUUAAGGUGAGGGUAAGGUACAGAGGGGAUCUAGGGAAGAGUUCUUUUCAUGCAGAAAUCUGGAAUGCAGAGGAAGCAAGUUCAAUAAUCAUCUGGUUAAGCAUAAACACAAGAGCUUCAGCAGAUGCUGGAAUCCUCCAAAAGCAGGAUUUCCCAGUUGUUUACCAUUUUAAUUCCAACCCUACUUCCCAUUCUGACAUGUCAAUCCGUAGCCUCCUUUACUAACAUAAUGAGGCCACUCUCAGGUUGGAGGAGUAACACCUCAUAUUCCGUCUGGAUAGCCUCCAACCUGGUGGCAUGAACAUCGAUUUCUCAAACUUCUGGUAUUUUACCACUCCCCCUUCCCUCUUCUUCAAUUCCCCGCUCUUCCCCCCCACCCCACCUCUUCUCUUCUCCUCACCUGCCACUCACUUCCUGAUGCUCCUGUUCCUUCCCUUUCUCCCAUGGUCCAUUCUCCUCUCUUAUAAAAUUCCUCCUCCUUCUUCUUCAGCCCUUUACCUUUUCCACCUAUUACCUCCCAGAUUCUUACUUUACCCCACUCCCCCACCCACCUGGCUUCACCCAUCACCUGCUACCUUGUACUCCUUCCCUUCCCUCACCUUAUUCUGGCUUCUUCCUCCUUCCUUUCCAGUUCUGAUGAAGGCUCCUGACCCGAAACAUCAACCAUAAAUGAUUUCCGUAAAUGGUGCCUGACCUGCUGAGUUCCUCCAGCAUUUUGCUUGUGUUGCUCUGGAUAAAUAUUUAGAUCACCUUGGCAUAGUAAAUCUGAACCUAGUGCUGGUAAAUGGAAGAAGUGUGGAUGAGAGACAGCAUGGCUUUGAUGGGUUGAAGGGCAGGUCAGUGUUGUGCAACUCUAAUCUUCUGAAAGGCUUAGUGAAAAUUGAUUUUUUUUUCUUUUUUCAAGCCAACCCCAAAUGAAGGGUUUUAAGACUCUAGGUCCUUUAAUUAAGAUAUCUAGGUUUUGUUGUGUUCUAUAAACUUAAAUCAUCUACAGGUUUAUUCAGUUAAAGAAGUUGGUAGUUAUACAUCAAUAGCUUUACAUGCAAGUGUAGCUUAUAGAUUUGCAAAGGGGAAAGCAUGCUUUCCUGCAGAUUAGUUCUGGGAAAACUAAUAUAAUACUUGGCAACUUGGUGAUAGCCCUACACUGUGCAACCAAUUCUAAACCUCAAGAGUUCAAAAACACAAGAGAUUCUGCAGAUGCUGGAAAUCCAGAGUAACACACACAAAAUACUGGAGGAAUUCAGCAGGCCAGGCAGCAUCUGGAAAGGAAUAAAGAGUCAACUUUUCAGGCCGAGACCCUUUAUCAGAACGUGAGGACAGUCCUGAUGAAGGGUCUCAGCCCAAAACAUUCACGUUUUAUUCCUGUCCUAUUGCUGCCUGACCUGCUGAAUUCCUCCAGCAAAUUGUGUGUGUUACUCAAGAGUUCAAACUUUUUGCAGUGUGGCUUGGCAUGGCUAUGUGGUUGUUCUGUGCUGCCCUAUUUAUUGCGACAAUUGUGUUCAGUUACUCUUAACUAACAGAAGCUGUUACCAAUGUCGCUAUGUGAAGAAUGUGAAGACUGUCUUGCUGGUCAUGUCAUUCAGCUCAUUAUGCACUUUUGUUGUCAAGGUUAAUAGUAUAACAUGGUUGGGUUUGACUAAUGAUGUCUGUAUCAAAAUAGAUUAGUUGGAAAUGUAACUGUAGUAUAAUUUAUAUGAAAAGCUUAAAAUGUUCACAUCUUAUUGAGGAACAAAUUAUGCAGAAAGACUCUGAGAGUUUUUAAACUGGAAUCUGCACUUUGAGAAUGCAAUUCAAAACAUUCAAACCAGCAUAAAUUCUGUUGUAUAAUUUUUAUUUCUAUGCUACUUCUUGUUAUAACCUGCCUAUUGUAACAAUUUUUUUAUAAAAAAUCCUUUUAUACUAAUGAAUGUCAUACAGUCUUUAUUGGGAAAUUGCAUGUUUUAAAGCCACUGUAUAUUGCACACUUGUGAGGACAAGACGAAACACUCUAGGAAAUUGAAAUGUUUGGUUGUCUUGAUCUUCAUGGUUUGUCUUGUUCUUUAUCAUUUAACUAGUUGUAGGUCCAAGAAUUUCUUUGCCUAUUUUUGUAAAAUAUAAAUUCCAUGUCCAUUCCUAUGAUACACAAGAGAUUCUGCAGAUGCAGAAAAUCCAGGUCAACACACACAAAAUGCUGGAGCAACUCAGCAGGUCAGGCAACAUCUAUGGAAAUAAAUAGUUGAUGUGCCCUGAAGAAAAGUCUCAACCCAAAAUGUCGACCGCUCAUUUCCAUAGAUGCAGCCUGACUUGCUGAGUUCUUGCAGCAUUUUGUGUGUGUCACUGUCUAUUCCAAAUGUUAGGUGAUUAAAAACAAACAAUAUUUGUAAUCUUUAUUUGAUUGGAACACUAUUCACCAUUUUUUCCCACAAAGCAUUGUGGAUUAAAACAUGCAAUCCCUUUCAUUGUGCAUUUCAAAUUAUUGUAGCAACUUUAAUUACAGGGUUACAGCCACUUUGAAUCAUCCUCUACAAUGAUAAGUUAUUUCAAAGUUGUGCAUCAAUGGGUAGAUUUUUAAAUGUGUACAGUUUAAGUCAACGUCCUACAGAGGAUAUUUAUUCUCUAUGUUCCCUUGGAAUGCCUGACCAUAUAACGCAUGGUGUUCCAAGAGGAAGCAAGGAGCUUAUUCCCAGGUGUCUGUUGUUUUCCUGGUCUCAACCAUCGUAGAUGAAAGAAACUGAUACUUCAGGGAGGGUUCAGACUCUAAUAUUUCUCUCCUCAUUGAAUGGCACCCAAUCUGAGUGGGGUGACUUGAGACAGAGCAGUUAAAGUGAAUGUUGAAGAAGAGGGAUGGAGAGAGGGUUUGCUCAGACUCACAUUCACUCACCACUGGUGCUCCAGUUAGAGUUUGCAGUUGAUACUCUAUGUACCAAAAUGUAAUUUUGACGGGUAGGGAUUCUCUUAAAUUACUAGAAAUAUUGCUGCUGUAAGCUUUGUUAAAACAAUCUGUGUGCGGAGAUCUUAAAAUGUAACUUGUAGCAACUAACAUGAAUACCUAAUCUAUGGAGGUUAAGCCAAACCCCUUUGCUCUACUUAUGUGUGCGAUAUGAUCAUAAGUUGGAGAAUCAAGACUUUGUGAGACUCCAGAGUUAUUGUUGUUUGUGUGUGGAUCUUCAAGGCCAAACUAUCCGAUAUACAGCCAAAUGUUAUUUUUUUCCAUUGUAAAUCACUGUCAUGGUGCACAAUUAUACUACUACAAUUGAAUACUGCUGUGUGUUCAUAUUCACACUGUUACUUUGGACAGUUUUCAUAUUGUUCUGUCAACAGAAUUAUAUUUUCUCAGCUUAUGUAUUUGUGUAUUUUCACAAAGGAGAAUUAAACUCUGCAAGUUAGCGCUUCACUGAAAAAGAUGAUUCUUGUGGAGAAUAAAGUGAAGUAUACAUGGGGAAACUUCAAGUGAACUAUGUUACAGCAGAAUCCUGUUAACUACUGGUGCUGAACAGCACAAACUCAAGCAGAAUGGAAAAAGGCAGUUUCCAAACUACUUGAAUGCUUUGAGGACCAGCCAAGUACUGGCAAAAGAAAGCUGUAAAUCUUAUAAACAAUCAGAAUGGCAUAUUGUAUUGUCUUAAUGUAACUCAUUUACCUUAAAAUAAAGUUCUUGACUUGUGUAUUA
This is a messenger RNA of Hypanus sabinus (Atlantic stingray), 12176 nucleotides long. It is a transcript of the gene itsn1, whose product is annotated as intersectin 1 (SH3 domain protein). NCBI's taxonomy places the organism in Eukaryota, Metazoa, Chordata, Chondrichthyes, Myliobatiformes, Dasyatidae. The record is from RefSeq and is a predicted model, not a curated record. Bases 226 to 5475 code for a protein of 1749 amino acids. Gene Ontology annotation, molecular function: protein binding; guanyl-nucleotide exchange factor activity; molecular adaptor activity. Gene Ontology annotation, biological process: intracellular signal transduction; endosomal transport; clathrin-dependent synaptic vesicle endocytosis. Gene Ontology annotation, cellular component: plasma membrane; presynaptic membrane; clathrin-coated pit. The transcript is spliced from 41 exons.